UGUUCAGUUUCUGUAUAUAUCCAUUAGCAUUUAGCAGGCCUUUAAGGUGGACAAUUACUCUGUUGAUAAUCUGAGGUGGUGCCAAUUAAUUUAUUUGUACAAUUACUAUCAUCUUAAAUUUGUUUUGAAAACCCCCGUUUAAAUUUUCGGUUUCUUUAUCCAUCCGUUAGCAGGUCCUUCUAUGGACGUUCCAUAUGCCAGAGAUCGCUCAGCUAGACAGUAUAUAUAUGCCGGCUGAAGUUUCAGGGAGCACGAAUGGAGGCUUUUACCGACCAGUUGGUGCAGAAGGUUCUGUCUCCAUAGAAGAAUGCCCACAGAAAUGCGACUACCGUUGCUCGGCAACAAAGCGCCAGGAACCAUGCCUCAAGUACUGCAAUAUCUGCUGCCAGAAAUGCUUGUGCGUUCCAUCCGGCACGUCCGGGAACAAGGAAGAGUGCCCAUGCUACAACAAUUUGAAGAGCAGCCAGGGCAAUUCCAAGUGCCCAUGAUGUAGCAGUUAAUCUUAGUUUUUACCACGUAGAGUGUACAUAAUGACGUCCCAGGAAUGAAUAAAAUUGCUGAAAUAUGUGGCCAUUACAAAGCCAACAUAUCACUAUUGGACUA
This is a messenger RNA of Oryza sativa Japonica Group (Japanese rice), 603 nucleotides long. Lineage: Eukaryota; Viridiplantae; Streptophyta; Magnoliopsida; Poales; Poaceae. The record is from RefSeq and is a predicted model, not a curated record.